This is a messenger RNA of Klebsormidium nitens, 917 nucleotides long. The record is from the annotation of a GenBank genome assembly. Lineage: Eukaryota; Viridiplantae; Streptophyta; Klebsormidiophyceae; Klebsormidiales; Klebsormidiaceae.
CCCAUGAGCUGGCGGUAGGGCAGGAUCGGAGUCCUAGCUGCACUGCCUGCAGCUGUAGGCUUAGCCAUCUGAUGGUACAACCUGCAGGGGCGCAGUAUUCACGUCGCAGACCUUCAAGAGAAAAGUCCUCCAAGCUGGGCAGUUUGGUGGAGUUUUGCAGCUCUCAAGAAUUCCUUUUUUCAAAAACAGCACUAUUGCUUCUGCACACGGGCUGCCACUGUUACAAAUUGCAGCUGUUGACAGCUCUGAUACACGGAUCCCCUCGUUUGGAAGCAGCCCAUAGCGGGAAGUGCUCUAAACCACUGCCAACAUCUCCAUCGAGGGGACGCCUGCUGAAAUCUUGUUAGUCAAUCCAAAUUAUCGUCCCCCCUUGUUUUUAAAGGUGGUAAGUGAAAUGGCGGCAAUGCCGGGUUCGCCCUCUGGCAUUAACCGUGAGCAGGCAUUUGCCGUUGCGCAGCAGGAGAUGGAAUACAGAGUGGACCUUUUCAACAAGCUUGCAGGAACCUGCUUUGAGAAAUGCAUGGAGAAAAGAUUGAAGGAGGGAGAUCUCAACGUGGGUGAGACCAGCUGCAUAGAUCGGUGUGUCGCAAAGUACUGGCAGGUUACGGGAAUCAUAGGUCAAAUGUUGAGUGCUGGGGGCGGCGGAGUAGCCCCGCGGUAGUCGGUCAGCGAAGUCUUCUGACAUUUCAGGAGAUUGGAGGUUUUGCUUCUAAGCCGUGCAGUAUGACGUGGUUUUCUUCCUGUCCGAGAAACUUUGAUUUUAUCUGGUUGAGCCUUUUUUGAUUCUGUAUACCAUCCUCAAUGUAUUCCUUGCCAUGUGGCAAGUGUAGGUGUCUGUGAUCAAGAAACGAUUACCUGACCGUCUUUCUUUAACGACCAUAUUCGAGCUUGCUCGUAGCUGGCUCAUAGCAUGUAUG